Messenger RNA from Trypanosoma grayi, 312 nucleotides. RefSeq lists its product as hypothetical. Lineage: Eukaryota; Euglenozoa; Kinetoplastea; Trypanosomatida; Trypanosomatidae. Bases 1 to 312 code for a protein of 103 amino acids. The record is from RefSeq and is a predicted model, not a curated record. The transcript has a single exon.
AUGUUAUCCACCACUUCCCAGCAGGCCCUCAUGGACGUGGUAUGGAUGACGGGCUUAUCAGCUCUCAGGGCGUUCGUCGAACAUUGUGGACGGACCCCCUUUUCUUUUGAGUACAGAGCAAAUUUCAGUACACAUGUUGGUCGCGUCGAGGGCACCUUAACAAUUGAAAACAGUGAUCUUACCAUUUGUCUUGGGAAUGGAACAAAGACCAACUUCGUUUCUUUGCGGCACUCUAUGGUGUCGUUGAACAUGCCAAAGAAUGAGAACUUUCUUAAGGCUUUUGACGAUGCACGGGCGACCUUUCGAACUUAG